GUUAUCAUUAUUAGCGUAGUGUGUUUGAGUACGUCGACGAUGGUGCAAGUGCGACUCGGAGACGGUGUGUUGGAAGGUGAAGUUUUGGACAAUGUGCUCGGAGGGCAGUACUAUAGUUUUAAGGGCAUCCCUUAUGCUGCGCCCCCAUUGGGAGACCUGAGAUUUAAGGCACCGCAACCGGUCAUUCCUUGGGAUGGAGUCCGCAGCGCUAAAGCCCACGGACCGAUCUGCCAUCAGUUCGACAUGUUCACUGGAAAACUCUGCACAGAACCAAGCAGCGAGGACUGUCUCUAUUUAAAUGUAUACUCACCUGAUCUCCAACCUAAAAAACCUCUGCCUGUAAUGUUUUGGAUCCAUGGCGGCGGUUUCUUAAGCGGCAGCGGAAACACAAGCUAUUAUGGCCCCGAUUUCCUUGUCAACCAAAAUGUUGUCCUUGUAACUAUUAAUUACAGACUAGCUGUAGUCGGAUUCUUGUGCCUGCAUACAAAAGAAGUGCCAGGAAAUGCUGGUAUGAAGGACCAAGUAGCCGCUCUUAGGUGGGUGAAAAACAACAUUAGAAAUUUUGGCGGAGAUCCUGAUAAUGUCACCAUUUUUGGAGAGAGCGCCGGCGCAGCGUCGGUCGCCUAUCACCUGGUGUCACCCAUGUCCAAAGGUCUGUUCAAGCGAGCUAUUGCUCAGAGCGGCACGAAUCUGAGCCAUUGGGCUCGGGCGUUUGAGCCCCGAUUAAGAGCUGAGGCCAUUGCUCGUUCACUCGGUAAAGACACCAAGGACGACAAAGAGCUCUAUGAUUUUUUUAAAUCCCUACCAAUUGAAAAGUUAACAAAUCCCUAUGCACCUCUUACGGCCGAGGAAGCAACGGGGUUACGUGAUAAUAUAACUUUAACUGUAACUGAUGAAAAGGAGUAUGAUGGAGUUGAAAGAUUUUUCUAUGGCGAUGUUUACGAACGGCUGCAUCACGGUAUACAUGAAGGAAUCGAACUCAUGAUGGGUUAUACUACUGACGAGGGCAUUAUUCAAUUUGCUUUUUCUCCGAAAGAGAAUUUCUUUGACAAAUAUAACAAAUACGUGCAGUGCUUCGUAACCACCGAAUUAUCGCUGAAAUGCUCAGCGAAAGAUCAACUGGCUAUCGGUAAAAAAGUGAAAGAGCAUUACUUCGGCGAUAAACCGGUCUCAAAAGAUAAUGUCGACGUCCUAAUAAAAUACUUGUCAAUGCAGAUGAUUGGAUAUAAUGCUAUUGAAUAUGCCAAAUUCUUCGUUCAGAUGGAUACGAACAAGUUAUUUUUCUACCAAUUUGACAUGUACUCAGAAAGAAACAUUUGGACUGAAGGGUUUGGAGGAGGGCCAUAUAUCGACGGGAAGAGUGUUUGCCACUGCGAUGAUUUGACAUAUUUGUUCAGCACUGAGAAAGUAAAAGCGGACCUAACUACUAAGAGUACUAAACUUAUUAAAAAUAUGACAAAAUUGUGGACUGACUUUGCUAAAUUCGGUGACCCGACUCCGGACAGCAGCUUAGGGGUCAAAUGGCCAGCGUUUGACCCUAAGAAGGAGCAGUACCUGAUCAUCGGCAACGACCUCGUGGUGGCGUCACACCCAAACAAAGAAGAUUUCGAAUUCUGGGAGACAUUACAUCAACAAUAUGUGAAACAUUAGACUUGCCGUAAAACCUCAUAA
Cydia amplana is the source of this 1671-nucleotide messenger RNA. Its product is annotated as esterase FE4-like. The coding region runs from base 40 to 1650 and encodes 536 amino acids. Gene Ontology annotation, molecular function: serine hydrolase activity. The record is from RefSeq and is a predicted model, not a curated record. Lineage: Eukaryota; Metazoa; Arthropoda; Insecta; Lepidoptera; Tortricidae. The transcript has 3 exons.